AUGGAAAUGGAAGACGGCUAUGAGACCAAGACAUCUUGGUCACAAAGAGAAAUGCCGUCCACCCCUACCAUAUGUGACCAUGCAGGAAAGAAGAGAAAACAAGGUUUGACCCCUGACCCUGUGAUCAGAAUUAUAGAGGAUGAGGAGGAGGAGGAGCCGCAAGUACAGGAUGAAAUGCUGCCCCAGCUCAUGAAUGACUCAGAGGAGCCUAGCAACAAGCGGGUCAAACCUGUGGUCAAGUCAAACAGCCUAACAGGGGUCAUCUCCCCGGUAAAGACGCCUGCUCUCAAACGCUUUGGCCAGUCCAUUUCGCGCUCCAUUAGUUUUCGUACAGAGGUGCGGCCCUUGCCCACGCCACCCUUGCGCUCUCGGACAAAGGGCACAUCUUUUCCACGGAGACGCAACAGCCAGUGUUGGAGUGACACUGUAGAAAGUCACAACCUCACCGCCAAGGAGAUCAAACGACAAGAGGUGAUCUAUGAGCUGACUGAGGGGGAGCGACAACUCAUUGAGGAUCUUAGUCUUGUUAAGAAGGUGUAUUAUGAGCCCAUGCUGAAGCUGGACAUCAUGUCCGAGAGCGAACUCAGGCAGAUUUUUGGGACUCUAGACUCUCUCAUUCCUCUCCAUGAAGAUCUGCUGAGCCGUCUUGAGCGUCUGAGGGGAUCGAAAAAAACUGUGGGCGAAGUGGCUCCCACUCUCAUGAAUUGGUUUCCUUGCCUGGAGGCCUACGUCACAUACUGCUGUAACCAGGUAGAAGCUAAAGCCCUUCUGGACCACAAAAAACAAGAGAAGCGUGUGGAACAGUUCUUGCGCCUCUGCCAGGAGUCAUCGUUUAGCAGGAAAUUGGACCUUUGGAACUUCCUGGAUCUCCCUCGAAGUCGUUUGGUGAAAUACCCUCUUUUGCUCAAAGAGAUUCAAAAGUGCACACCAGCUGAGCACCCAGAUGAGUUCACGUUGCCUAAUGCAUUGGAAGUGAUCCACAGCAUUGUGGCAGAAGUGAACAAGAAGACAGGCGAGGCCGAGUGUCAGUUUUACCGGCGUGGGCUUGCCUAUCUCGAGGACUUUCAGAGACUUCCAGAGAUCCAACUGUCACGCUUCCUCUAUUGCCAUGGGGAGCUCAGGAGCAAUAAGGGCCUGCGGCUGCAUGUAUUCCUAUUUGAGCUGGCUCUGGUGCUGACCAGACCGGGAGAAGACCGAGAAGGCGGUCAUGUUUUCCAAGUCUACAGACAACCUCUCCCCAACGCCUCCCUAAACCUAGAGGUGAUCCCAGAUGGGGAGGGUGGUGGAGGGGGUUCGUUCAGAGGAGCGUUUACAGGGGGCAAUGACAAAGUGAAGAACUGUUUUCGUGUGAGCAGCAGGGGGCGCUCCAAGGCCCACUCCUACAGUCUACAAGCCAAUGAUUCCUUCAGUAAGCAACAGUGGAUCACGUGUCUACGCCAGGCCAUGGUCCAGUCUCGAGACAGGAAGGCCCAGGGCAGACAGUUGUUGGUGUCUCCACACCCUGACCCCACCCUGUGUCACAUAGCCGACCUCAGCCUCAGUUGUGAUGCUGACAUGGCGGACGUCACCAGCCGCUGA
Molecule: messenger RNA, 1578 nt
Organism: Nerophis lumbriciformis (worm pipefish)
Lineage: Eukaryota; Metazoa; Chordata; Actinopteri; Syngnathiformes; Syngnathidae
Source: RefSeq, a predicted model, not a curated record